Messenger RNA from Ixodes scapularis (black-legged tick), 660 nucleotides. RefSeq lists its product as uncharacterized. The record is from RefSeq and is a predicted model, not a curated record. The transcript has 5 exons. NCBI's taxonomy places the organism in Eukaryota, Metazoa, Arthropoda, Arachnida, Ixodida, Ixodidae. Bases 23 to 622 code for a protein of 199 amino acids.
AGUAAGGCAGCGGAACUUUUUGAUGCAUGCAAACCCUAAUAACACAGGACAAGCCUUGGCUAACCCGUCGCCACAUGGAACACCUCAAGACGGGGUGCAGGCAUACUCUGGACAGACUCCAUGCCCUGGGCCCACUGCCUUGCCAGAGCGUGAAUUUCAGGGCCAAGUGUUAAGGCUACUCAAUGUUAUAAGACUGAGCUUGCAGCAAGUUGCCAGCACGCUCGACGCUCUCACCGCCUCCAGCGAGCCUACUGCUGCACCCAAUCCGGUUGUACCGCAACCGUUCGACACAGCCGAGGGUCUCUCUAACUUCGAGGCAGAUCUCAGCGCAUCUGACGAAGCUCUUCUGGUCAAGGAACUAAUUCAACUUGGUGGACGAAACCCCAACACCGCAACCAAGCGGAUGCUCGCCUACCUGCUGACUGAUAAACUAGCAGCCGAGUACUCUUGGGAGGGAAAGAAGGGGAAGAAGAAGUUCUGCAAGCUUCGUAUUUGUCAACUCAUGUGUGCUGCAGUAAACAAGAGGUUUACACAAUCAACAAAGGAUGAUGUUGAAGUCACAACAAAGUCAUGGCUCAGACAUGCCCCAGAACGAGAAUAUGGAAAAGCCAGCCAGCGUUGAACUUUGCAUUUUAUAGGUAUUGGUUCUACUUGUUUUAG